Messenger RNA from Gadus macrocephalus (Pacific cod), 849 nucleotides. It is a transcript of the gene manf, whose product is annotated as mesencephalic astrocyte-derived neurotrophic factor. Gene Ontology annotation, cellular component: endoplasmic reticulum. NCBI's taxonomy places the organism in Eukaryota, Metazoa, Chordata, Actinopteri, Gadiformes, Gadidae. The record is from RefSeq and is a predicted model, not a curated record. The transcript has 4 exons. Bases 114 to 656 code for a protein of 180 amino acids. Gene Ontology annotation, biological process: neuron projection development; dopaminergic neuron differentiation.
UGUACCCACCAGUCUACCGGCGUCCGCUCUGGAGCAACUCAUGUGUACACACUCUAUCCAUAUAAUUUAAAAAUAGCAUUUACGGUUCAUCCGAGUCGUUUGUCGGUGCCAAGAUGCUGGUUUUAAGCGGUCUGUCGCUGGCUCUGGUCCUGUCCCUCCUGCCCGGCGACGCGGAUGCUCUGAAGGAUGGAGAAUGCGAAGUGUGUGUUACUUUCCUGGGGAAGUUUUACCAGUCGUUGCUGGAUAACGAGGUGAAGUUGAACAGUGCUGACAUUGAGACGGCCCUCUUCAAGACCUGCAAAGAAGCCAGGGGCAAAGAGAACCGCUUUUGCUACUACAUAGGGGCGACGAGUGAUGCUGCCACUAAGAUCGUGAACGAGGUGUCCAAGCCGCUCAGCUACCACGCCCCCGUGGACAAGAUCUGUGAGAGGCUGAAGAAGAAGGACAUGCAGAUCUGUGAACUGAAAUAUGACAAGCAGGUGGAUCUGAGCACGGUGGACCUGAAGAAGCUCAAGGUGAAGGACCUCAAGAAGAUCCUGGAGGAGUGGGGCGAGUCGUGUAAAGGCUGCGCAGAGAAGUCUGACUUCAUCCGUAAAAUCACCGAGCUCAUGCCCAAGUACGCUCCGACAGCCGCCAAGGCACGGACAGACCUCUGAGGAGGACACGAGCCACACACGGAAGCAACAGCUCUGGACUGCAUCGGGCCAACACCAUUAUCUGGAGAGGAGAAACACGUUUAGUCUGGGUCACGGUUGUCUGAAGUAGAUGGCCACUGUCUAGAGAGUGCUGGUGAAAAUAUUUGCAUUUAAAAGGGUUGACGGAAGCAUCCGGGGAGGGGGGGAGGGGGAG